CUGCGGAGACAGAGGUGCGCGCAUCAGAGUGGAGGAGGGCGCAAGCACGUUUAAAUACUGGAGACCUCAGAAACUAGAUCACAGCAUCACAGUGCGAAACAUCAGCACCACAUACACGGCAAAAACAUGGCAAACGCUUACCUUCAAGGAGUAGAGAUCUCCGCCUCUCAGUUCCUGGAUAUAUUUCAUCACUAUGACAACGAUGGUAAUGGAUAUAUCGAGGGGAAGGAGUUGCAGAAUUUUAUCAAAGAACUACAACAAGCACGAAAACAAGCAGGACUGGAACUAACAGACAAAAUGAAAGCCUUCGUGGAGAAAUAUGAACAGAAUGCAGAUGGAAAAAUAGGUAUCAUUGAGUUGGUACAGAUAUUACCCACGGAGGAAAACUUUUUGCUAUUUUUCAGACAACAGUUAAAGUCCUGUGCAGAAUUUAUGAAGGCCUGGAGAAAUUAUGAUGCUGAUCACAGCGGAUACAUUGAAGCUGAUGAACUUAAGAACUUUUUGAAAGAUUUACUUCAGAGGGCCAAAAAACCAUACGAUGAGAAGAAAUUAGAGGAAUACACACAGACUACGGUAAAACGGCUCCAAAUCUUAACAAGAUCUAGCUGCGUUUGGUGCCACCUAGGAGUGUUUUCCAAUUUAAUAGAGGAAAUGUUGUUUGAAUUUUUACAGCUUAAAAUCUUCGAUUCGAAUAGAGACGGGAAAUUAUGUUUGUCAGAAAUGGCGAGGCUGUUACCAGACCAGGAGAACUUUCUACUAAAAUUUCAGGGUGUAAAAAUGGCCAGAAAAGAGUUCAACAAGAUUUUUGAGUUUUAUGAUCAGGACAGGAAUGGUUACAUGGAUGAAAAUGAGCUUGACGCCCUCCUCAAAGAUCUUUGUGAGAAAAACAGCAAGAUGCUAGAAGUAAAAAAAAUCCCCACAUAUAAAACCGCCAUCAUGGCUUUGUCUGACGGGGGAAAGCUCUACAGAUCAGAGUUAGCGCUCGUGUUGUGCACAGAGGAGAUGUGAAACAGGACACCAACCCUUCUGUACUCAUACCAUCCCAGAACCACGCCCACCGCUCACCUGUCAGGUGUAACAUAGCUAGAUCAUAUGUACUGUAUAUUUACGUUCUUUUAUUCCGAACAUUGACUUCACAACACCUACUUUCAAUUCGUUGUUUCUACCGUUUCUAACUGUACAGAUUUUUUCAAUAAUAACAGAUACGAUGAUUAUGAACUGCACUGCGCGCAUCGCAUACAUCAAACAUGUUCUUUAACAAAGAGGAAACGUUACACAGUAAGAAAUAUCUUUCCAACAUUAAAUAUACACGCUGACAUUUAUCAAACGAUAUUGUAGCCAUAAGCAAUAACGUCGUACAGAAUGCUGAAAAACAUGACCUGUUGGUGGGAUCUAUAUCGAACUUUAAAGGACUACUGUACAUUUAUUUUGCGAUGCAUGUUUGUGGAUGGCAGCUCGUGAGGCAUUUCUGACUUUAAGCACAUGGCGAGUGUAACGCAUCGCCCCGGUCCUGUCUCUGAUGUUAGAUCAACAUUAUUUUGCAUUGUAAACGAUGACCAGCUCUUCUAUGCCGGACACAAUAGACACUGUGUAAGAAGAUAUUAAACUUAUUGAAAGACUGACUACAUGACAUAUGUUUUGUGUGCGUUGUGUACGUGUUUCUUCCGUCCACAGAGAUUAGUUUCAUAUAACAUUAUCACAAUAUGCAUUAUGUUAGUUUGUUUAGUAAAUAAAACCAUUCUUCAGUGUAAAGUCCUGCAUUGACAUGGUGCAUGAGUAAGCGCUUGCAAUAGCAGAGUUUCUCUCUGUAGAGUUACAUUUGGAGUUUAAAAAGAUUAAAAAUCUUAUCUUGGAAAUUGAAGCGGUGACCUUGGAGAGAUGCACAGUCAGGUUUUGUGUAGGCAAGAUUUACUGUACAUCUUGAUUGAUUUGUUACCAAACGGAUACAUACUCAAAAGAAAAAAACAAUUAACUUACAUAUUUUAUUUUCCAUUAUCAAGAAUGCAUUAAAAAUGCUAUUGGAAUAAAGAGAUUAAAAUAUUAAAUGAA
Molecule: messenger RNA, 2049 nt
Organism: Triplophysa dalaica
Lineage: Eukaryota; Metazoa; Chordata; Actinopteri; Cypriniformes; Nemacheilidae
Gene: calb1
Product: calbindin 1
Exons: 10
Coding region: 127-1008 (293 amino acids)
Biological process (GO): regulation of presynaptic cytosolic calcium ion concentration; regulation of long-term synaptic potentiation
Cellular component (GO): dendritic spine; synapse; terminal bouton
Molecular function (GO): calcium ion binding
Source: RefSeq, a predicted model, not a curated record